This is a messenger RNA of Pipra filicauda (Wire-tailed manakin), 1584 nucleotides long. RefSeq names its product zinc finger protein 135-like. The transcript is spliced from 3 exons. Gene Ontology annotation, molecular function: DNA-binding transcription factor activity, RNA polymerase II-specific; RNA polymerase II cis-regulatory region sequence-specific DNA binding. Gene Ontology annotation, biological process: regulation of transcription by RNA polymerase II. Bases 1 to 1116 code for a protein of 371 amino acids. Gene Ontology annotation, cellular component: transcription regulator complex; PcG protein complex. NCBI's taxonomy places the organism in Eukaryota, Metazoa, Chordata, Aves, Passeriformes, Pipridae. The record is from RefSeq and is a predicted model, not a curated record.
AUGUACCACAUCCAGCCUUCCAGCAGGGAUAAGCCCUUCAGGUGCUUGGAAUGUGGGAAGAGCUUCAGGAAGAACUCCAACCUCCUCAGCCACCAGCACAUCCACACUGGGGAACGGCGUUACAAAUGUGGGGAAUGUGAGAAGAGCUUCAGGGACAGCUUCAGCCUGAUCCAACACCUGCACAUCCACACUGGGGAACGGCCCUAUUUGUGUGCAGAAUGUGGGAAGAGCUUCAGGGACAGCGCCAAUCUCCACAACCACCAGCGCAUCCACACUGGGGAAUGGCCCUACAAGUGUGGGCAAUGUGGGAAGAGCUUCAGCAAGAGCUUCAGCCUCCACAUCCACCAGCUCAUCCACACCGGGGAACGGCCCUAUAUGUGCUUUGAAUGUGGAAAGAUGUUUCCAACCAACGGGAAUCUCCUGCAGCACGAGCAAACGCACACGGAUGAGAGGCCCUUCCGCUGCACCGACUGCGGGAAGGGCUUCAACCGAAAGUCCACCCUCGUCACCCACCAGCACAUCCACACUGGGGAGAGGCCCUACAAGUGUGGGGAGUGUGGGAAGAGCUUCACCCAGAGCUCUAACUUGACCAGACACCAGCGGACCCACCAGGGGAAGCCCUUCAAGUGCUUGGAAUGUGGGAAGAGCUUCAGGAAUAGCACCCACCUGCUCCGACACCAGCACAUCCACACUGGGGAACGGCCCUACACGUGUAGGGAGUGUGGGAAGAGCUUCAGGCAGAGCUCCAACCUGAUCCAACACCAGCGCAUCCACACUGGGGAACGACCCUACACAUGUGGGGAAUGUGGGAAGAGCUUCAGGAGCAGCUCCAACCUCCGCACCCACCAGCUCAUCCACACCGAGGAACGGCCCUACAAGUGCUUGGAAUGUGGGAAGAGGUUUCAGACCAGCUCAACUCUCCUCAGGCAUGAGCGGACGCACACGGAUGAGAGGCCCUUCCGCUGCACCGACUGCGGGAAGGGCUUCAAGCACAACUCCCAUCUCAUCACCCACCGGCGCAUUCACACAGGGGAGAGGCCGUACAAGUGUGGGGAGUGUGGGAAGAGCUUCAUCGACAGCUCUAAGUUGACCAGACACCAACGUACCCACCAGUAAGAGAAGCCCUACCAGUGCCCCGACUGCGGGAAGACCUUCGGCCACUGCUUCCACCCUGAAUGAACCCCCUGAUGGGGAGGCAACCCCUGGAGUCCAGUGACUGUCAGUCCAUCCCUUUUGACCAAAAAGGGCCAGUCCCCUUUCCCAGGGGCAGCUUCUUCCAACAGAACCUUUCUUUGGGGGUGUGUAGAGAUUCCUGCCUUGACUGGGGACCCCUCAACGUAAUUGCUGAAGGUUGAGAGCAGAGAUCUCUCGACCAGCGUUGGUCUGGGGGAGUUCCAUCCAUCUCUAAUUAAGAAUUCUUGCUUUUGUGCCAGCUUGAGUAGAAUUGCUUCAACAAUUGCUUUAGUGUAGAGCACUGUCCUGUCUUAUCCUGUUCUCCUGGUAAUUUUAGUGUUUGUAUUGUGCAGUAAAUAAUUCUGAUGAAGAUCUUUUGUCUGAUCAUUUGUGACCCUAAAUAAAUUAAUU